AUGGGGCACGCAAACAACGAAAUAGAAAGUUCCAAAGGAGGUUCCGGGGGAACCAAUGCCGGCGGCGGAGGAGGAGACUCAACUGUCAACAGUGACGACGGUGCAGCCGGUGGGGGUGGGGGUGGACACUUCUCUGGUGGCGGAGGAGGGGGUGGAGGCAGUGGAUGUGGUGGUCGCGAUGGAGGAAAGGGAGGGUCAGCUGGAAACAUCGGUACUCACGCUGGGGGUGGGGGUCAGUCGUCCUGCCCAGGAGGAAAUGGCGGCAACGGAGGGAGCGUAGGGAAAUGGCCUCCUAAUCAAGCUCCCCACUGCUACGACAAGUCAGCAUCAGGUGGUAAUGCAGGCUCAUCUAGCUCUGGAGGUGGAGGAGGUGAUUCGUGUGGCAAUCAUUACGGUGGAGGCGGUGGAGGCGGUGGACUCCAAUUUGGCAAUUCCAACUUCACGACUCACCUGAGUUACGGAGGGGGAGGUGGAGGGGGAGGAGCAAGUGCCUUCAGCGAUGACCCCAACACUGGAGGGAAAGGCGGCAGUGGAGGAGGACUGGUGUACCUACAGCUUGGGAAACUGGAACUACACGGGACCAUCAGUGCAAAAGGAAACUCUGGACAAUGCCUCAAUCAGAAAGCUCACAGAUCAGCCCCUGGAGGAAGUGGUGCUGGUGGUAGUGUUGUCAUCUUUACCAAGGAACUCAUCGGAGAUCCGAAGAGUAAAAUUUCUGUAUCUGGAGGGGCUCCGGUGAAAUGUGCUUUUGGAACUGGCGGUGGUGAGUAG
Messenger RNA from Stylophora pistillata, 771 nucleotides. RefSeq lists its product as uncharacterized. Lineage: Eukaryota; Metazoa; Cnidaria; Anthozoa; Scleractinia; Pocilloporidae. The record is from RefSeq and is a predicted model, not a curated record.